Aspergillus pseudonomiae is the source of this 1292-nucleotide messenger RNA. RefSeq lists its product as uncharacterized. The coding region runs from base 36 to 1130 and encodes 364 amino acids. The transcript has a single exon. NCBI's taxonomy places the organism in Eukaryota, Fungi, Ascomycota, Eurotiomycetes, Eurotiales, Aspergillaceae. The record is from RefSeq and is a predicted model, not a curated record.
GUGCUGGCGCUGCGACAGCGACCGGAGGGGCUGUGAUGGGGUCUACAGGGAGGAGUAGUAUCAUGGAUCGGGUGUUGGGCGACGACGACCUGGAUAGUAGCGGGAUGGCAGGAGAUACGCCCCGCAAACAUGGCAAGCGGCUGACAACACUGGAGGAGGUGUCGUUGUUCAACAUCUGUAAUCGGCAUGCGGAGGAAUUUGGGCAGCGCAGUAAUCUGUGCAAGUGGUGGAUGACGGUGACGGCGGAGUUCACGCGCGAUCAGGGUCAUCCGUAUUCGUGGCACUCGGUGCGGCGGAAGGUUGAGCUGGUCACGAAGCAGCGCAUGAAGUUUCUCGAGGAGCAGCGAGAGAAGGGUGGCACGGAGAAUGAAGAUCUAUCGAAUCCCCGAUGGCGUUCAGCUGUCGACGCCUGGAUUCCGACAUGGCAGCGCUGGGAAGAGGCAGAGGCGCGGCGAAUCGAGAAGCGCGACUCGCGCCGGUCUCGCAAGAGAAAAGAAAGGUCUUGGGAACCGGCGUGGGAUGCUCCCAGUUCGAACGGGUGGAGACAAACGUCCAGUCCAGCAGUGGAUAGUACCGCAGUCAGUGGAAACCAGAGUCAAGGCCAGCUGCCUCCUCCAGCUGCCCCGGCCACCGCUGCUGCUGCCACUGUUACGCCUACUCUAGUCCGAUUGCCUCCUGGAUUUGAAAACAUGUUUGCGAAUCAACCAGCCAAUUCAGCUGGGUGGCCGUCCCAGCAUCCAGCGUCCACGUCUGCUCCCCCUUCAGCUGGGGAGAAUGGCGUGAUGAGUGCUGUCAUAGAAACGCUAGGCAAACUGAACAAGCAUUUAGAUGCUGUGAGCUCAGAACCUCAGUCAUCGCCUUUAAUCACAUCAUUGGCCUCGAACUCAGACUCCCAGCGUCGUGCAAGGCCGUCGCAUCAAGAGGAAGCCACCCCCAACGAAGGCGAGAAGCAGGUAAAAGCAUUGCCGGCGUCGGCCAUCAAGCAGCUCAAGGAGGAACUUCGGCAGGAGUUGCGGGAUGAGCUCCGGUCAGAGCUGGAAAGGGACCGAGUGGCGUUGGAAGAGAAGUUGGAUUCUGUACAGAGAACGCAGGAGAUGAUUCUUGAAAUGCUACGACAGGAGCCUGCGUGAUAUUUUUUUUUUUCCCGUUCGGUUUGUUGCUUGAUCUUAUUGCUAUGAUACCCAUUGGCGAACAGCGUAUCCCUGUCCAAGUCAUAUUGCAGUGCGGAAAACUUCACCGAUAAUGUCUACAUACACACGAAGGAGACUUGAUUUAUUUACCAUUAAUGUUCG